UGAAAAGAAAGUGCCCGGAUGUUAACAGCAAACCGGUCUGAAAGACAACACGAAAUAAUAGAAAUGAUUAGAAAAUGUGUUUGAAUUUAAUAUGGUCAUAUCACAGCUGCAAGCCGUUUUGUAAGUCAGCAAUAUAGCACAGAGCAUGUCUUCUGUUUCUCAAAUACGGUCAUGGUUUGAAGUUCCAGCUAUUGCCCACUACUGCUAUUUGUUUCGGGCCGCGUUUGACCUGACAGAAUUUGAGAUUGAGGACUUCGAAGAUUCGCUUCUUAUUGACGGCGCCACAGAGGGACAAGAAACAAGUUUUCUUCCAGAUCUUCUUGCUCGCCUACUUCGAGGAUUGUACAAAACAAAGGACAUUACGAGCAAGAAUUUUGAAAAAUAUCUCUAUGACUUGCUAGACUACCAUUACACGUGCUUAGAGAGCAAAGAAAACCCAGUCAAAGAAGUUUCUUUCAGCCAACUCCCAUGUAGAACAAAGGUGACUAUAUUGUAUGACAUUUGUCAUUGGCGCUUGGAAGUUGAUGACAUUCAAGAUCUACUGAAGGGCAAAGAAGCUGACACCUUGAGAAUAGAACCGAUUGGAAGGAACAGCAAAGGUGACACAUUUUGGUACUUCUACGGCACGCGGUUAUAUAAAGAAAGUUUCCCUGAAGAUAACUUGAAACACAUCAACGGAGAGAAAAAUGGAAAGCACAUUAAGAAGAAUGGACGUGUUUACCUCGCGGGAAAACGAAAACGUGAUCGUAAAUGGAUUGAUUCUUCAUCUGAUUAUGAGACUGGCUCUGACUGGGAGAGUCAGGACUCACAUUUUACUCUCGAUGGAUCGACAACAAACGCAAUGAGAACUGGCGAAGGAACAUGGUGUCUGGAAUGCUCCACAGGUGAUGAAUGGAACGCUGUGGCAGAAUCACUAAGAAUCAGCAAAGAGAAGAAUGACGUGAUGUUGUUAAACGUUCUUGAAGAACAAUACCUCGAUAAUAUUGCACAAAUGAUUGAGGCGAAGGAAAAGGCGCUGCAGAAGAAGUAUCUACUCGAGUCAAACCCUAGACGUGCUUCUGGGCGCAUUGCUUUGAAGUUGGUUCAAAAAGAGGAGGAAGAGAGGGAGAUUGAGGAACAACGAAUUAUUGAAGAGGAGCAGAGAGCCCGUGAGACGGAAGAACGCAAGAAAGAAAUGGAGGAAAGAAAGAAGAAAGAAAGAGAAGAGCGUCUACGUGAACGGGAGCGGGUUGCGGAGGAAAGAAGGCUGGAGCGUGAAAAAAGACUCAAACACCGGGAAGAACAGAAGUGGGCUAUGGAGAACCCCGAGUUAGCCUCACAGUUUGGUCUGUCUUUGAGAAAUGGUGAGCUAAGUAUUGACGCUGAUGACAGGGAAAAAAGUGACGAAAGCAAAUCAAGUAAUGGCAACAUAAGGGACGAAGACGAAUACACGGCAAUGUUUAAGAUUAUAACAGCUUUGAAGAAACACAAAGAUGCUUGGCCAUUUUUAGAGCCGGUUGAAGAAUCAUAUGCUCCACAGUACUACGAUAUCAUCAAGAACCCGAUGGAUGUAUCCACCAUUGAGAAAAAGUUAGAUGGCAGCGUUUAUACAAAUAGAAAUGAUAUGUCUGAAGACGUGAAACUGAUUUUCGCGAAUUGCUUAACUUAUAAUGGCCAAGACAGUCCCUAUACGAAAAUGGCCAAUAAUCUCGAAAGAGCAUUCAAUAAGUACUUUUCUAAAGAGUUCCCGGAAGAAACAGCCCUGAGUGAUGAGGAUUAUGUAGAGGAAGACGAAAACCCAAAGAAACGAAAACGCAGUAAGCAAAUGAAGGGAAAUGAAAGAGGUUUUGUGAAGAUCAUCAAACCUAAUGACAUGAACCUCUCAAUGUCCAAAGCAACUUUUGGUGACCCGAGACACUCCAUUGCAGAUUCCAAGCCAACUCCUGGGCUCAGCUCACUUCAGCUACCGAAUGGUGUGUCGUUUCCUCCUCAAAACAUGAUGCGGUUCGGCAAUGCGGUAUUCCCAACAGAGGUUCUCCGCGCACCGUUAAUGCAGACCCAACUAAGAGGCACUGGAAUAUAUCAGCUUAUCAAUACAGCAAAUGGGGCAAGCAGCGUUCAAAAGCCAGGUGCACAUCAGCCCAGAAUCGCCUUUGCUAACAGGCCCCAAAUUGUAGGUCAGACCGCUACAUCGUCGCCUUUCCUUAAUAUGAUGCUGCGGGCUCCUUCAACAGCGACAGCAUCAUCAGGACAAGAGUCACUGCAAUCUAUGGACAGUCAAAGGGCUAUAAACUCUCUGAUUAAUCAGCAAGCUAUUAUCAGAGGAAUACUAGGCAGUUCUGCAACCGGUGGCAAUGCACAGUCCCGUCCACAGCUCACUACAGAGCAGUUGCAGGCACUCCAACAGAAUAUUUUCUUACAGCAGCAACUGCAACAGGUUUUCCAACUUCAACAACAACAAGCUCGCCAGCAACUGCAACAGCAACAUGUCGAGCUGAUUCAGAAAAGUGUAAAGCAAGUACAACAGCAACAACAACAACAACAGCAGCAGCAGCAGCAGCAACAACUGCAACAGCAACAACAACAACAGCAGCAGCAACAACUGCAACAACAACAACAACAACAGCUGCAACAACAACAAUUGCAACAACAGCAACAGCAACAACAUUUGCAACAGCAAAAGCAACAACAACAAUUGAAAGAAGAUCGCAUUCAGCAGUUGAGACAGAUGACGCAGCAAACAGCUGUUAAAGAGCAGCAACAGAAUAUUCAGGCAAAGCAUCAGAAGAGUUUGCAUCAGUUGCUGGAUAAAGAGGGGAAACAAACGCCAGAAGAAAAAGAAGACCAUAAUCUGCAACAACAGCUACAACAACAGCUGCAACAACAGCUGCAAAAGCAACUGCAACAACAACAACAGCAGCAGCAGCAGCAGCAGCAGCAGCAGCUGCAAAAACAGCUGCAGCUACAACAGCAACAAAAACGAAUUCUGGAACAAAAACAGGCCCUGUCACAAGGGAGUUCAAGUAAAUUGAUCAAGGAGUCCCAGUCUGAGCAAGAGGCGGUCCAGCAGAAACAGCUACAGGAUUUGGCACAAAAACUGUCGCUUCAGCGUCAGCAAAUGCAACAUUUGCAGAUAACUAAGCAACAGCAGCAGCAGCAACAGCAGCAGCAACAACAACAGCAACGAGCUCAAAAAACCAAAGCUGCCACAGCGCAACACUCAGAGAAACAGAUAAAGAAGACUUCUGCACCACAUGAAGCAAUGAUUCAUUUCAUUAAAACAUCCAAAGCCAGAAUCGAUCUCUCGCAAAUUAGCUUGCAAAUGACAUCAUCGGGACAAACGCAAACUGUUCCUGUGGGAGUCACUUCACAUGUAAAUAUGUCUCUAGCGGGAAAACAGGAGAAGCCGACAGCCGAUUUGAGUACCCAGAAAAUUGACGAGCUGCAUGCGAUCAUCGAAGACCCUAUGUCAGAUGAAAACCGAAACAAGCGAAUCAGCAUCGAGGAAAGCAACAAAAGGGUGCGAAAGUGGCUGAACUCAGAAACCUCUUACUUUGGUCCACUAGAUGAAGAUCAUACCGAAUCCAAAGGCGCUAGAGAUUCUAGUGAGAAGCGUCCUGUGAAAAUUUUAAACGCAAAGACGGAAGUAAUUGAUCAAGGUAAUGUCGUGUUUUCCACGAAGGCCAUUCCCCCUCUUGCUAGUGUUGGGUAUUCUUUACCGGGAUAUUCAUCAGUUUCAGCCUCCGUUUCAUCUCGAGAUGGGCGAAAUCCAAAUGUCUUACAGCAUUCUCUGCCUCAAGGAUUGAGGUACCAGGAGAGUUCUGUACCACAACACAAUGUUACUAGUGGAAAGCAAUUCAAGGAUAUUCGUGGUCAAUUAACCCCUCAAAUAGCUGGGAAUAAAACUGCCUUUCAUAUUGAGAAAUUGUUCUCUGCAUCAAGUUCGAGCCAUCCAUCAAGUGCGAGCCAUCUGAGCCAGCCGACGAAGCUUACAACUGCCACCCCGGACUCGCAAACUGCUUUGAAAGACUAUCUUAGUUUUGUUGGAAAUGCCCCGAAAGUGUCAGACCAUAAAAAUAGACAGACAGAACCCUCUAAUUCUUUUGAUAAGGAAGUUUCAGCUGAGAUGGGGAUGCAAUUGCCUCGAUCUUUAAGUGGGCAGAUGCAAGUGCUUUCUAAGCCGGGUAGCCUAAUUCAAAAUGCCCCCGUAUCAAAUAUUCGUUUAAGUGCCCAAGGAACAUCUUCAGAAGAGCAUCAGACUUUUUCGGCCAUACCGCCGCUUCGCGUGACUCCUACUGCGUCGCAAUUGAGUCCACGAAUGAGCUUUGCACCCGUUCAGCACCGAAUGGCUAAUGUAAACAGAAGUAUAACACCAACUCGUGAAUCACCAGCGUCACGGGGGUCAUCUAUGUCGCCGCAAGCUUCUUCGAUGAAGACUGAUAUAUCGAGCACAAAGCAGACGCGUCAGGAUUCCACCAAAGGGUCGAUCGCCUCUCCUAGGGCAUCUCCACAGAAUGCUCCUAAAGAUAACAAUACCCACGCUGAAUCCCCUAUAGUUAGACCAGGAAUCGCGUUUCAAGCACCCACACUACAGAACACCAAUAAGCCUAUUUUACCUAAGUUACCGUUCACUACAGACUAUCUUCAUUCUGCUGCCCCUAUGCAAAGGCUUCAUUUGCAACAGCAGCAACAGUUUGCGGAGAUAAUGAGGAAUAGAUUCAUGGAAAACCAAAGAUUUGCAGCUGUUGACAUGUUCCGGCCACCACAUAUCGGGGCAGUUUCGUCCCAGUUUAAACAAGAUCACCACGAAUCAAAGUGAGGAGCUUGCGUGGAUCCAAUUGACAGCCUGUUAUAUUUGCUAAUAUUUUCUAUUCUUGUUCAUUUUUCAUAGUUUUCUAGUACGCAAGGACUCAGUAAAUGUCAAAUAUUUUGAUGGGUUUAUUUAUGAAAUAUGUGACUUGAAAAUAUAUUUACAAACAUCAUUCACAAAAUGCUUUAAUCUCAUUAUAGUUAUAAGUUACUGCAACUUCUUUAUUUGUUCAUGCAACAAUUGUCAAACUUUUGGUAUUUUUCUUUCAAAAACUUAGCUUGUACUGAACCUUAUACUUUUUAUGUUAUUGACUGCUGCGCAGCAGAUUUCCCAGAAUGCACUUUCGAGCUUGUCUUCUUAGGCUUUGAAGUUUUUUAGCAAAAUUUUACUGUUUGUGAUUAACGGGUUUUUGGAAAUGUUAUCAGUCGUCUUUAUAUCUCUUAAAGACUCUUCCCUGUUCAUUCGGCUCGUUUAAAUUUCAUUCUCUCAGUGACAAUCCCAUUGCAGUUUCCAUGAUAGACAAUCCAAGAACCUCCAAUAUGAAUCUUAAACACAAUACAACCGUUUUUAAUCAUCAAAACAUAUGAUAAAUAGUUACCAUCAUUUUAUAUUUGUUAAAAAUGUGUCAUCACUGAUUAAUUUUAUGCAUUUUUAAUUCAUUUGGUUAUUGUCUUAACCUUUGAAAACAUAAAUGCAAAUUCUAAUUUCCAGUGGUUUUUAGUAGCCAAAAAUCUCCCGUUAAUUUUCCCGCAGUUACCCAUAGAUUGUCGCAGAAUAACGGUUGUUUCGCGUGAAACAGCUAUGUUAAACGUUUUCUCUACCUCUUAGAACCGUUUAGAUUUUGGUUUGGGCAGAAGAUGCUGCUUCCCACAUAAUUUCGUCGUUUCUGACUUUCCUACCAUGGUCUGUGUUCUUCCUUUAUAUCCUCAAGCCCUUUUUAGGACAAUCUUCGGCGCAGAGUUUUAUGCUCGCAAACUCUUGGUGCGGAAUUUCGGCGCACAAAAGUGUCUUAACGGCAUUUUCUUAUGUUUUUAACUAUAAUCUUAGUGCAGGUACACUUGAACCUUGUUAAAGACCUUCAGUGCAUGUAACAUGUCCGUUUGAUCCUGGGCUGUCGGUAGUUGCAGUCCCUUCUUCAUAAGCGCAAGAAAAUAGCGAAAUGAUUUCACUAGGCUUUUAAUGAAGAUCUUCCACAUGUCUGUCUCAAAGACCGAGAUACAACGUUUUGUUUGGGGGCCAGCCCUGAUAAAUAGAUAUAGAAGCAGCUAUAUAUUACAAAAUAAAAGUAUUUUACUUAUACCAGCUAAGUCUUUUUGGGGGAGCCCCCGACCCCCGGUAUCUCGGUCGUUGGUCUGCCUGCUAGGUUUUUUACUACAAUCCCCUUUGUUGCUGUCGCGUGUAUCGUAGGUGCCCGAUCUCUCUGCCAGCAACGAUUUAUUCUGCUCAAGACAUAAUUCCUCCCCAAUCUAUUACAAAUCAUUUGCUAUUAUAAUUUUUCCGGAAGUUAUUAUUCUAGGAAAAAUUAUUCUUCAAUUUUGUUCUCAAACUCAUGAUUUAGGCAUUAUAAUGUUAAAAAAUGGAAGCAACAAAAAGAAACCCCCGAAGUUUCUGGAUCAGCUAAGGAUCUGGGGCUAAUGACGUAAUAGAAUUGCAUACCUACGGGGUCUUACGAUAACAUGGAUCAAAAGGGACCUUCGAUACCCGCAUGCACAUCGAUUAUUUUAUAAAGUAUCUUUAGAAACUGUUAUUGCUUAUUAAUCGUAUUUUCACUGGAGAUUGACCUUUCUUCUUAAAUGAAAGAUUGUUAAAAUAAAUUUUGUCUUCGUUGUAGCUUGUCUAAUUUGUUACUGUUUUGAGCUGAAUUUUCGCUACAAAUAAA
Molecule: messenger RNA, 6668 nt
Organism: Rhopilema esculentum
Lineage: Eukaryota; Metazoa; Cnidaria; Scyphozoa; Rhizostomeae; Rhizostomatidae
Biological process (GO): single fertilization; chromatin remodeling
Cellular component (GO): CERF complex
Molecular function (GO): protein binding
Source: RefSeq, a predicted model, not a curated record